Calliphora vicina (urban bluebottle blowfly) is the source of this 7236-nucleotide messenger RNA. RefSeq names its product putative ATP-dependent RNA helicase SoYb. The record is from RefSeq and is a predicted model, not a curated record. Bases 152 to 7048 code for a protein of 2298 amino acids. The transcript has 9 exons. Gene Ontology annotation, molecular function: ATP binding; nucleic acid binding. Lineage: Eukaryota; Metazoa; Arthropoda; Insecta; Diptera; Calliphoridae. Gene Ontology annotation, biological process: germ-line stem cell division.
UGAUUCGUUAAUUCUCCUUGAAUUACAGUUUCUAAUAGGAUUUUUUUUACAAAACUCUCCGUUAGUUACAAUUGAAAAAGUAGGCUUGUAAUUUGAUUACUGCAGCGUCAAUGAGAAAUUCUUAAUUUUUGCGAAUUCAGGAUUCAACAAAAUGGAAAGUGAUCAUCGUAUCACAGUGACGCAUUUCAUAAAUCCUCACUUAUUUUGGUAUAAAGCGAUCGGAGCUCCUGAUGAACAAUUCCACGUGCUGAGCGUUUUUGAACAAACAUUAGUAGAGCUUUAUAAAAAUAAGCCAUCAUGUGAUAAUUUCUUGCGUCCCGAAAUAGGGGAUAAAGUAGCUUGUAACUUUAUAGCAUGGAAUAAAUAUAUACGAGCCGAAAUAUUACAAAAAGCCGAAUUCCAGCAGGAGGAGUAUAUAGUGUGGGCCAUUGAUUAUGGAUUUCCAUUGCUUACGAAGAAAGAACAUUUACGAAAUUUGCCUAGCAAUCUUCAACUCGACAUUGGUCAUAUUCAAAUUGGAGGUAUUGAAAACAUAUAUCCAGCCGAACAAGAAUACGACGAUGUAGAAGGUAACUUGGUAAUGAUUAAGAAAGAUAAGUGGUUACAGAAAACCUGUAAUAUGCUAGAAAAGCUUUUGGCCGAUGCCAAUUCGAUAAGUUUUGCCAAACAUUUUCAAACUGACAAUAAUCAUGCAUGGGGUGACCUGAUUAUUGUCAACCACAAAGGCAUUAAAAUUAAUGCUCGCGACUAUUUGUUAAAGACAACAAAUGCCAUUGAAGAGCAUGAUUUGAUUUUUAAAGAAACUUGUUCUAAGUUUAAAACAACUAAAAUUGCACCUUGGCUUUCAAAUGACCGCAAUACCAAAAUGAAAUUCAACAAUAUCAAACACAAUUACAUUGAUCAUUCUAAACAAAUGAAUGCCACCUUAAUUGAUGAGAAUGCCAAACGUAAAGUGGAGGACUGGCAGGAGCGAAAUGAGCGUAAGAAAGUUGAAGCUGUUUCCGAACAAUUGGAGACUAGCUGUGAAAUAUCUGAAGAUAAUAUAGACGAUGUCACAUUUGAUGAUUCCGUAUCGGUGGCAAAUAAUCAGCAAGUGAAUUUUAUUGGGAAAGCUGGCAUUUUAACAAAAAUUAAACAACAAAAGUAUUCAUCGGAGAAGGACUUGCCACCGUUAGCUCUUCCGAAGUCAUUUGAAAUCGAUAACAUAUUGUUUGAUCUAAACUGGCCAACAGAACCACCACCAUCAUAUUCGACACGUUCUGGUUCAACAAAUGUCUCCUCUCGUUUACAAAAACUUGCUCAAUUGUCUAAAUCUAAGAUGACAAAAGAUGAUAAGCCUAUUUCGGCUUCAGCACAUCUAAACAUUCAUAGCCAACCUGGACCUUUAAUUGACUUAGGAGGAUCAACUGCAUCAUCUACGGUUUCAAGUGUUAAACUACGUCAACAAAAAUUAUCAGAAAUGCGUAAAAAGGCGGCUCGUGCAGAAAAAGAAUUGAAAUUAAAUGAACCGACAACAGUUCAUAGACCGACGCAUAAUUACAACGAAACCACUAAUUCGACAUUAAGUCAGUCAAAAACAUCAGAUAGUUAUUCAUACCAAUUACUUGAGCAAACUCUGUCAACAAUUAAUAAUACAACGACCGAUAAUAUACAGGAUAAUAAAAGUGAAAUAUCUGUCAAAAAUAUAAGAGCCAAGCAGUUAAUAGCAAUGCGUAAAAAGUUUGUAUCCUCAACGAUAGCAUCAUCUAAUGACGGCAGUCAAAUAAACACUCCCACAGAGUCACUAUUGUCUACAAACAUUACUCAAUAUAAGAGUAAACAACAGGAGAGCAUGGAUAAAAGUAAUAUUUCAUCAUUUAAUACCUUAGACUUUCAACUGAAAUCCAAAAUCAGUUCCAAACCAGAGGGUAAAAUUAUGCAGUCGAACGAAAUAUAUUCACUUGCCACGCCUUCAACAAAUACAGCAAAGGACAGAAUAAAGCUCUCUCAAUCUGGGUAUGAUAGUUUUACCAUGGUACCAGCUGGCUAUGAUAUAACACGGCUGCAAACAUAUAAGGACGAAGAAAACCAUUGGCAUCGUAAAAAAUCUACUCGUCACGAUUGUGUACCACAUGACCAAACAUCAUCGACCGAUGAAUUACUUUCCAAUAAUACAAACGAUCAAAGUUUUUCCUCAUCAGAUUUUUUUCAAGUUAAACCACCUAAAGCCAUAUCUCAAACUUCGGCAUAUCACUCGAAUCCAAUUCCUUCUUUAACUAAAAAAACGUCUAUUAAUUCCAAUACUGUGCUGGACACGCAGGUCAAUAGAUGUUCCCAACAACAAGAGGUGUCAAAUGAAGCAUUUGAAAUUAAAGGUAUUGGUGACAAUUACUUAUCAAGUGAGGUUUCAACAUCCACAAACUCCACAAUACCCAGCCAGAAACUACGCAAAAGAAGACAACUAAAAUCGCCCACAUCUCAACUGUCAAAAAUUGAUAAAAUUUUGCAAGAACAUAAUAUUGAAAAAGAAAUGGGAAAUACAAAUAUACUCGAUUUAAAGCUUCUUAAUACAAGCUCUAGCUCACAAAAAUCAUUAUUAGGUAGUACAUCAUCAAAUGCAUCGUGCAACGAUAAACAUAUUCCGCCUGUCGUCGCUAAUAGUAGUACUUCGCAUAAUGGUGGUUCGCGAUCCUCUUCGUCUGUUGAUAAAAUACGAAAUGAAAAAGUCUCUAAAGAAGUAUUUAAUUAUGAAGCAUUAAUGGAUGUAAAGCAUACCGAACACUUGCCCAUUGUAGAAGGUGAACGUAAAAUACAAUCAAAAUUCAUUGAUCAUUUGGUGUUGGCGCACUCUAGCAUACAACUUACGGCCAUUGAGAAUGUAUCGGAGGCUCCAUUUCUACCAGAAAUUCAUGAAGAAAUGCGCCAGAUGCGUGUUAAUAAAGUCUACCGUAUACAGGUGUAUGCAUGGUCUCAUGUAUUGCGCAGCAACUCUUUGUUCGUAGUUAAUCCUUCGAGAUCGGGGAAAACUUGGUCCUACUUGCCACCCUUAUGCAGCUUGAUUUGCUGUCGCGCUGAACUGAUAAAACCUUCAUAUGGGCCAGUGGCUAUAAUUUUGGUUGCCUCUUUGAAACAUGUUGAGAUGGUGAGCAAUUAUUGUCGUCGCCUAAUGAGUGGUUUGAAAAACGAAGCCCCCACUUGUGUGCCAUCAUAUGGCAUGCGUAAUUUAAUUGAAACCAAAGUUCAACUACUUAAUGGUUGCGGUAUAUUAGUGGCAACACCUUCCAGUGUUUUGCGUUUGCUCCACGAAAACGUCAAUGAGCCUCUAUUCGAUGCCGAACGUAUACAGCACAUUGUCAUCGAUGAUAUGGAUAUAAUGAUGUCUAGAUCUCAACAAGAUUUAGAGAAUGCUAGCCGUAUACUUUUUAAAAUGGCAAAAAAAUCUAAAUUUGAAAAAUUAUCACCACAGCUGAUUGUUACUUCUCGUGACUGGGACCGCCCGAUGGUGAAAUUAAUACGAAAAUCCAAUCAGCCUUUGCUUUUAAUUGGUGAUUUCCUAGAAGCUGCUGUGUAUGGACAAGCUACACUUUCUGUAAAAUUAAAAUCGAGUGCGGAAAAGAAUGAUACCAUAUUGAAGUUUAUUAUAAAUAUGUCAAAUUCUGCACAAGGUUCCGAUAAUCGUACACUAAUUAUGUGCAACGAGGAUGAAGAUGUACAAAAUGUAGUAAAGUUUUUACAAGAUUGUGGUCAUCACUGCAUAGGUUUCUAUAGCCGUUCGACAGAUAACGAACGAGUUACAAUAGAUGAAUGGAAAAUGAAGCUUUCAUCUCAAAUCCUGGUCUGCACGGAUGCUCGUUUCUGCGAACUCAAAAUACAAAAUGUAAAUAAUCUUAUUCAUUAUUCAAUGCCCACUUCGUGGACCCGAUUUACAACAAGAUUUUCCGCUUUAUCUCGCACUUAUAACAAUUAUGUUAGUCGCAAUUUUGAGCAAACUUCUGCUUUGUCUACGGCUUUUGCGUCGAAAAAACAUUGUGCUCAUUCCAUGAUACUACUUGAUGAAAAUAACAGUUUGCAAUUGCCACGUCUCGUUGACUUCAUGCGCAAACACAAUCAAACAGUGCACGAUGAAAUUCUAGCAGUUUCAAGGCGUGUCCUGAUUGCGCGUGAAGAACAAAGAAUUCUAAAUGGUUCGCUCUUAUGUCCGCAACUCUUGGAAUUUGGCGAAUGUGAUGAGCCACGUUGUGAUAAUCGACACGAAUUAACACGAUUUGAUAUAAUAAGUAAAAGCGCUGGUAUACCUAGCAGUGGAGAAAUUCGUAUACACAUAUUGAAAGUAUUUUCACCUACACACUAUGCAGUUCGUCUGUUACACCAUAAACUUCCCAAUACUACGAAAUGGGUCGAAGUUCGACGUUCCAGUGAAGCCCUAACCUUCAGUGUACAACUUAAUAUGCAUUAUAGUAAUGAAGGCAACCUAUUUUUACAUUGGCCCCCACACAUUAAUGACUUGUGCAUAUAUCAAUAUGCUGAAAACUUUCGAAGAGCUCGUAUACUAGAAGCUCCUAUUUUCGAACAAAAGAGCACCAAUGUGGUUCAAUCUAAUUUGAAAGUAACUCUUAGACUUAUCGACGAUGGCACCAUCAUAAGUUCUGUGAAAUGUAAUGAAAUCUUUGUGUGCGAUGACAAAUUUAAAGAUUUUCCUCCCCAAGCUGUGGACGUUCGUUUAAUGAAUAUUGUACCAUUUGACAAUGAACGUACGUGGGACUCGAAAACUACAAAGCAAGUGCAAAAAUGGAUAAUGGAGGAUAUUAAAUCCAAUUAUGUUGUACAAGCCAGCAUUGAUUUUUCACUGACCAAUACGAUUUGGGUAAAAAAUGUGGUAGUUAUGGAAAAGUUGACUGGUAUUGAUGCCUACUGUCAAGUUGUACAUUUAAAAAAAUCGUUAAUUGAAAAAAAUUUCGGUGUUCUAUAUAAAGGCGAUCGAAAGCAAGUGCGUGAUCUUGCUGAAGAAUUUGGUCUUCUUAAUGUUUGUGAAUUAGAUGUCGAUAAUUCCGAUUCUGAUUUCGAUUUUCAAUCGUGUAAAAAUGAAAGUAUUAAUUUUAUAAAGUUUUCAUCUUCAAAUGAUGAAGCUGCUAACAGUAGUAUGGAAUCAGCGAAAAAUGAUUUAGAACCAAUCAAGAAAAUAGAAGAUGGCAAUACCACCAAACAAAUAGUAAAAACAACAGAUGUUGAAAUGCAACCUAAUGACGUCGAGAAUUGGGAUGAUCAGUGGGACAGUGGUCGUGAAGGUGACAAGGAUUUUGUACCACUCAGCACAAACGAUUUACACAAAACCUCUAAACUAGAUGAGGACAAUAUAAAAAUAAAAUCUAUGAGAGAAGCCGACAGCAUCCCACCUAAAAAAGAAACCUGGUCUCAAUUGCCCUUAAAUGAAAUUGUGAAAGUUGAAAUUGGAGAUGAGGGAGAAAAUGGUAAUUGGGAAAAUAUAUUUCUUCAAAUUAUUGAUAAAAGUUCUAUGUUCAUGUUUGAUGAGCUUAAUAAAUUGAUUGUUAAACAUGUUGAGAGCAUUAAAUCCGGCAACGAAAAGCAAAAGGAAAUAUAUGACUUUAAACCCCUACACAAUUGUAUAGUAAGAUACAAUAAUCUUUAUCUAAGAGCUAAGGUCUAUGGGGUAUUCGGCGAACAAAUGGAGCAACGUUUGUACAGAUUUUUCUUGUGUGAUUAUGCCUGUUUUACUAAUGCUAAAACAGAAGAAUUGUACAAUGAUUUUCUAUACGAAACUACAGACGAAAUUGUUACCUUCACUCCAUAUCAAGCCAUUCAUUGUACUUUGGCAGGAUUAAAAUGGGACCGUUUUAACAAAAGAUAUCAAGUAACAAAGGACUAUUUGUAUGCUUGUGCUGUACUGGAAAGUCACACUAAUGAAAAGGACGCAUCAAAUUUACAAAACUUGCCUAUGAAUUCAUAUAAAAUUCUGCUUUAUGAGUGUGACAACGAAAAUGAAUUUGAGACCGCAUUGUUGUUGAAUAAAAUAUUAGUUGAUAACGGCAUUACAGUGUACGAUGAAGAAACUAAGAAUUUCUUAGAAUAUGAAAUCGGUAUGGAAGCUAAGAAUCAACUAAAAUCGAACGGUACGUUAGACGUCAAAGAGGAAGAAAUAGUUAAUGUAUCAAAAACAUACAAUAAAGAUGAAGUUUUAACGUAUGAACAAUUAAUGGAUUUCAUUAAAGCUGAUGCCUUUGAUAUUGAACUGGAUGACAUGAUGGAAGAUAUACAAAAAUCAGCAAUAAAAGGUCAAAACAAUAAUGCUGUUGACAUUUAUAGGCAAAGAGACAAUAAAUUGAAUAUAGAUAGCGAUAAAAAUGAAAAUAUUUCGGAUAAAAUGAGUGCAAGUGACAAAAAAGCUAAUACCAAAGUCUUGAAGGAAAAAUCAUCAGAUAGUGAAAUAGAUGAACAAGGUCAUUGUACAAGCUAUUCAAAUAGUAGCAUAAAAUCUUCAACUUCCUUGAGUUCUACAGAUAUCUCCAAUUGUUCCAUAGAGCCAGUUCUUCCCAAACCACCAGCGUUAAUAACAUUACAUAAACGACCUGCAACUACAUGGUAUGAAAAUGAUUGCAUGAUUUUUAUAUCAAUUCAUGCGCCAGAUAUCACAGAUUACCUACUUGAGGUGACCUCAAAAACUAUACUAUUUGUGGCUGAAAUUCAAUCAGAAAAAUCUGUAUUAAUUUUAAAUCUGCUUGGUUCUAUAGAUCCACAAUGUGUUUCCCAUGAAAUAAAAGGGCUUAAUGUUGUCAUACGUCUGAAGAAAAUUGUUUUUGAAAAAUGGCCGAGAUUAUUACGAGAAGCCACAAAGUACUCUUGGUUAAAAUACAAUUUCAAUAGUUUCGAUUCGAUUGACUUGGAAUACAUAAUGCCUCAACGACGUCUACACACAAUAUUGGACAAUGAAUUAAACUUCCAGGGACAACAUGUUGAUAAUUACAAUUCCGAUGAGGACAGUGAACGUGAACUUUAUCAAACAUACAAUCCCAUACAAGAUAAUGAUGAUUGCGAUCCAUUUUCUACAUUUUAAACUUUAAUAAUUGUUUUAAUGUCUUAUUUACUUAUUUUAAUGCCUUGAAUUAUUUGUUAUGAGUUAUUUUUUAAUAUUUUAUUUUUAAAGAUGAGUGAACUACUAUGUAUAAUUUAAAAGAAAACAAAAAAAGAAAAAACUAUUUAAAAUCAUAUUAAAAAUAAAAGUAUGUGUUUUUAAGAGAAAAA